GACAAGAUCGCGAUUGCAGACCCAAGCCGCUUUGCAAAGUAUUCGGCAGUGGAAAACGUCGAUGAGCCGAGCCCUCGCCUCCACGCGAACACCCUGAAGGCUGUUUACGUCACGAAGGAGCCCGUCCUGCCCGACGACAAGGAGCGGUUUCCGGAGAGGCCACCGGACACCACGCCAAGUGCAAGAACGAAGCAUUCAAGCUGGGCGCGAAGCACGAUGCGCUACUCCGUGGGCUCCGAGUUUACUGCCUCGUCCUUAUCGGGUGGCACCUUGGGCUCUGAGAAACACCUGAACUCCGCGAUGGCUUCGCCUCGUCAUGCUCAACCAGCCGUCGACCUAGCCGUGUGUUCCACAGAUACAGAUGUUGGCAACAGCCGUGGCCAUGCGAAGAGGAGGCCGCACAAGGCCCUUUCGCAGCACGGCCGCCACACGGAGUCACACGAUGGGACCGAAGUCAGCCCCUGCAGCCGCCAUCACGACGGAGCCGAGUCCAGUCCAUACGUCUAUCAUCGCAAGGCAUCUCGCCACCUGCAUCAGUUUGUGCGGCUGACGGAUACUAUGGGUAUAGUACCUUCUGCAGCCCUGGGCAUCGUUAUCAACAACCACGGCAAUGUCUCGGACUUCUACAAGUUGGAUGCGAAACCUUUGGGCGAAGGGAGCUUUGGAGCCGUCUUCUAUGCGACGCUUCGGGUGACGAAGGCAUCCAGAGCCAUCAAGAAGAUUCCGAAGGAGAAAAUGCGGGAAAAGCUGGUCACGUUGAAAACGGAGGUCCAGCUGCUGAAGCUCGUGGACCAUCCGCACAUUGUGAUGCUGCAUGAAAUUUUUGAAGACAACGAUGACGUCCAUCUCGUCAUGUCACUGUGCCGGGGGGGCCAUUUGCAGGCUUACGUGAUGCGCUACGGCCGGCUGAAGGAGCAGCCGGCUGUCGCUGCCAUGAGGCAACUUUUCCGUGCAGUAUCCUAUCUGCACCGGCGUUUCAUCUGCCACAGGGACCUGAAAAGCGAGAAUCUCAUGCUCCUGCAUGAUGAGCCGUUUACAGGCAGCAGCAGAAACACGCUGAAAGUGACGGACUUCGGGCUGGCCACACUCUUUCAGCCGGGCGUUCCACUGACCUCCACAGCGGGCACACCCAGCCAUAUGGCCCCAGAGGUCUACGCCAAGAAGUAUAACCUGGCCUGUGAUUUGUGGAGCUGUGGGGUCAUUCUUUUCUUCGUCGUCUCACGGCUGAUGCCCUUCGACGCGAACGAGAAAGGCUCCAAGCGGUUCAAGUUUAACUUGAACGUCCAUCCAUGGGACCUCAUUCAUCAGGACUGCAUCAACUUGGUGACAGUUCUCCUGGACAAAUCUGUUCAUAAGCGGGCUACUGCUGCAGCCGCGCUGCAGCACCCAUGGAUCGUGAACAACACUCCAAGGGUGGAGGAUGUGGUCAUCCAGCCCAACGUUCUCGCGCGGCUAAAGCGCUAUCGCAAGCACAACCGUUUCAAACGAGCUU
This is a messenger RNA of Symbiodinium necroappetens, 1492 nucleotides long. NCBI's taxonomy places the organism in Eukaryota, Dinophyceae, Suessiales, Symbiodiniaceae. The record is from the annotation of a GenBank genome assembly.